Messenger RNA from Sesamum indicum (sesame), 2053 nucleotides. Its product is annotated as protein DEEPER ROOTING 1. NCBI's taxonomy places the organism in Eukaryota, Viridiplantae, Streptophyta, Magnoliopsida, Lamiales, Pedaliaceae. The record is from RefSeq and is a predicted model, not a curated record. Gene Ontology annotation, biological process: regulation of growth; gravitropism.
ACGUAGCCAGCAAGAGAGAGAGAGAGAAGAAAAGGCGGCAGGAGAGACUGUUUUGGAACUUGAACCACUGAAUACCACCAGCUUACCUGUGAAACUUCUCCACCCCACCCCACCUCAUUUCCUUGUCUAUAUAUGCCUUCUGAACCUCAUUUCCUGAUGGUUGUGGGAUUUGUAUCAGAUUGGUGGCCGUAAUCCCUCCAACCCCCCAUCCUUUUUUCCACCAAUAUUUCAGUUCAGAAAUUCGGAUUCUGGCAACACUUUUGUGCCCACAAUUACAAAUGAAGAUCUUUAAUUGGAUGCGAAACAAACGUAAUGCCAAGGAGAGUAGCAAUCACAGCUCAAAUCCACAAUCAGUGCCGAAUCAUAUAAUGCACCAACACUGCAAAGAAGAAUUCUCUGAUUGGCCAAAUGGUUUACUUACAAUUGGGACAUUCGGAAAUAACAAUCUGAAACAUUCAGACAAGUGCAGCGUCCAAGGGCCAUUACACUCCGGUCAAGAUCAUCUUGAACAGAAGGACUUGGAAGAAGUUGACAAAGAGUUGAUACGGUUACUGAAUAAGCAUAUUUCUCUUUAUUCUAGUUUAUCAGACGAAUCAGAAAAGCAUAAUAAUCUGUCAGUAGAGAAAUUCUUGGACUGCUUGAAGGAAGAUGAGAAAAAGGCCGGCGAGUUGAUGUCAGAAAAUAAAGACGCACGUCUCCAGAGGAGCACCAGUUUAGUCCAAAGGGCAGGGAAAGAUAUUCGGUUGGAUAACAAAACAAAAGGCAUCAGCAAGAAAUCAUUGUCGUUUCUCCUCAAGAAGGCAUUUGUGUGCAGAGGAGGAUUCGUGCCAAAUCCCAUGUUAAGGGAUCCACUUCCAGAUCCUAAAUUGGAUAACUCAAGAAUGGAGAAGAUAUUGAGGGCUAUGCUGCACAAAAAGAUAUAUCCUCAAAAGCAUACUCCGAGGACUGCUUCAAAGAAAUACUUGGACAUGGCUGAGACUGAUAGUGAUGAGGAACAGUGUGAAGAGGCCAGCCGUAGAAGUAAAUGGGUCAAAACAGACUCGGAAUAUAUUGUUCUAGAGAUAUGAUUUGUUUUCUCCACCAGCUAUGAAUUCAGGGUAAUGGCAUACUUCAAACCCAUUUGGAGGUUUAUGUCUUAUUAUAGGUAUUGUUCUCCAUUGGUGUAGGCAUCUACUGACCAAGCACAUAUUAGGAAAAAUACAGGUAUUCAGGAGGAAUAACUUGCAAUUCAAGAUAUCGAGUGAUUUGACGAUGAGAACAUUUGUCGUCUCUUCCUUUGAUUGGAUUGGCGGUACAAGGCCAAACGGAGCUAUAGUCUAAAUGUUAAUUUGAGGAUCAAUAACACUGUUUGGAGGGAAUUGGGCAUGUUUUUGCCAUGGCUUCUUGUGCAUGCAGCACAAUAAACUCUCAUUUUGCCAUGGUUGGGAGAUCAUUUGUAUGUAAUUCUUCAAAUUUCUUCUUGAGAUAUAUUAUUUGGAGAUAAAAAGGGGCAUACAUACAAGUUUAGUUCUCAACUUAUUUUGCUUUAUCCUUUGUUUCUUUGCUUUAUUUUUCUCCGACCGUAUGUAUGUUGAUAUUUUAACAUGGAUGACUGAAAUCUUGUCUGCAAGAUGCAAGACAGAUAUGCAUCUCUGUUCUUCAGCAUCUACAUAUACCAUUCAAGCACUCGUAUAGAGACUUUUCAGUGUCACUGCACAAAGUUUUCUAUAGCUGAGGGGAUCAACCCACAUUGACAAGUUUCAUGGCAUCGUAAAAUACUGAACCAAUCCACCAUUGUUGUGAUCAUUCAGCCAGGCAUGUAACACAUAGACUGAAUGUGAAGACGUGCUUCUUUAAAGUACCUCAUGAACUUCCAGUAUUCCAUUGAAUAAAACAUUCACAAUUCCAAUCACAGUGUAUCCUGUAAUAGGAAGUAAAAUAACAGUUACCAGGAACAAGGGAUAAACCUAUCAGAAAUCGACCUUUUCCAGAGUCGAAUAGGUGUCUUUGCAGAUAUUCUUAUUGAUAUGUACAAUGAACCCCCUUCAAAUGGAAGAGGAGAAUUCUUGUAUCA